CGCGGACCAGACCGAGCAGCAACGAAUCCCACGACAAGCGAGGCGCAGCAGGACCCGAACCUGGACCAUGAGAGGAGGUGGAACCAGGCGCACCGAGCCGUCCUGACAAAAACUCGCAGAAAGAUGAAGACACCGCUGCGCCAUGGCGUGGCUGCGCUGCUCAUGGUGCUCCUGUGCGCCAGCCUCUUCCUGGUUUACAACGGCAGUUUCAACGGCGCCGCCAGGGACGCCAACGACACGCGGCGGCAAGAGCAGCUGCCGCGGCCCGUCGUUUCCUCCGUCAGGCUGCCUGAGCCUCACCCACGCCCCCUGCAGGGCUACAGCAGCAUCAUGGACCACAAGCCUCUCCGGAUGCACUGCCAGACGUGCGCACUGGUGACCAGCUCAGGUCACCUGAUCGGCGGCGGCCGGGGCGAGGAGAUCGACGGGGCCGAGUGCGUCAUCCGCAUGAACGACGCACCUGCCGCCGGGGGCUUUGCCGCCGACGUCGGGCGCCGCACGUCGCUCCGCGUCAUCGCCCAUUCCAGCAUGCAGCGUGUCCUGAGGAGCCGCCACCAGCUGAUCAACGCCAGCCAGGACACGGUGUUCAUCUUCUGGGGGCCCAGCAACUACAUGAGGCGCGACGGGAAGGGUCUGGUCUACAACAACCUGAGGCUGAUGAGCCAGGUCCUGCCCAAGCUCAAAGUCUACAUCAUCUCCUGGCAGAAGAUGCUGCAGUUUGACGAGCUCUUUAAGAAGGAGACUGGCAAGGACAGGAGGAUAUCGAACUCGUGGCUGAGCACCGGCUGGUUCACGAUGACCAUUGCCCUGGAGCUGUGCGAUAGGAUCAACGUCUACGGCAUGGUGGCGCCCGACUUCUGCAGCAGGGAGCCGGAGAACCACUCGGUGCCCUACCACUACUACGAGCCGCGGGGCCCCGACGAGUGCGCCAUGUACAUAUCGCACGAGCGCGGGCGGCGAGGCAGCCACCACCGCUUCAUCACAGAGAAGCGGGUCUUCGCCAACUGGGCACGGACGUUUGACAUCCACUUCUACCAGCCCGACUGGAGCCCCGCCCCUCUGCCGGCCAACCGGACCCUGAAGGCCAGCCUCGCGGCGGGCGGCCAGUCGUGAUUGAAACUACGGACUCUGAGGGAAUACGCGGUUUUAUCGAGUCAACAACACGACAACUUCUGUUCCAACGCUCCAUCAACUGAAGGCGUUUCAAAGUCACCCGGUGACUAUUUCUCCCCCCCUGACAAACAACCCGGAGAAGGUAAAGUUCCACGAGGUUGGAGCAUCCUCAUCUUACAGUCACUCGGGAGAGCUUGCACUGUCAAUCACUGUGUGUGUUUGGGAGAGAACCAGAGCGCGCUUCAGGCACUGAGAGCCGGUUCAAUUUAAAGUUAAACUUCAGACGUUCUGCAGUUACCAAAGAUGAAGCUGAGGCUGUGCCACACGAGCAAAAAAAAAAAUGGUCAAAAUGGUCCACAACAUAUUUCCCAGUCACGUUCACAACAAAAAGGUGCGUUUCGUUAGCUCAACAUGUCAUAACGUUAACGCAGUGUUUUUCAACCCUUUUUUGAGCCAAGGCACAUUUUUUGCGUUGAAAAAAUCCAGAGGCACACCGUCUUUGCUCCCACAGUAAGUCUUUGCUGUCGUCCAGCAUUCUGUUUUUGUUUACGUUGUAGCCAGUUCAGUUUUAGUUUCGUUCUGCAUAGCCUUCCCUAAGCUUCAAUGCCUUUUCUUAGGGGCACUCACCUUUUGUUUAUUUUUGGUUUAAACAUUACACACCUUUUUACCUGCACACUGCCUCCCGCUGUUCCCGACAUCUACAAAGCAAUUAGCUACCGGCUGCCACCUACUGAUAUGGAAGAGUAUUACACGGUUACUCUGCCAAGCUCUAGACCAGGGGUCACCAACGCGGUGCCCACGGGCACCAGGUAGCCCGUAAGGACCAGAUGAGUAGCCCGCUGGCCUGUUCUAAAAAUAGCUCAAAUAGCAGCACUUACCAGUGAGCUGCCUCUAUUUUUUAAAUUGUAUUUAUUUACUAGCAAGCUGGUCUCGCUUUGCCCGACAUUUUUAA
Molecule: messenger RNA, 2065 nt
Organism: Entelurus aequoreus (snake pipefish)
Lineage: Eukaryota; Metazoa; Chordata; Actinopteri; Syngnathiformes; Syngnathidae
Gene: st6galnac5a
Product: ST6 (alpha-N-acetyl-neuraminyl-2,3-beta-galactosyl-1,3)-N-acetylgalactosaminide alpha-2,6-sialyltransferase 5a
Exons: 5
Coding region: 124-1113 (329 amino acids)
Biological process (GO): ganglioside biosynthetic process; oligosaccharide metabolic process
Molecular function (GO): alpha-N-acetylgalactosaminide alpha-2,6-sialyltransferase activity
Source: RefSeq, a predicted model, not a curated record